Mycena indigotica is the source of this 324-nucleotide messenger RNA. RefSeq lists its product as uncharacterized. The record is from RefSeq and is a predicted model, not a curated record. The coding region runs from base 1 to 324 and encodes 107 amino acids. NCBI's taxonomy places the organism in Eukaryota, Fungi, Basidiomycota, Agaricomycetes, Agaricales, Mycenaceae. The transcript has 3 exons.
AUGCUUCGAUUGCUCCAAUUCUACGUAAAGCUCUUGAGCGCCAUCGUCGAUGCUUUUCAAGCUGAACCUGAACCGGAACAAGAUCCGCCUCCCAGGACACCCGUGGAGGACCUGAGCAUGCCUGAACUGCGCUGGAUGCGGGAAGAGCUCAAGGUCUAUGUGCUUCGAUGUGAACAAGUGGCGGGGGACCCUGUUAACUUCACUGAAGAGCAGAGGGCUCAUGCCGCAUUCUGCUAUCCAAGUUUCAAGGAACAGCUUGAAAAGGUGCAGGCAGUUCUCCUGCAAAGGGGAAACUUUCCGCCAAAUUUAAAGAAAUAUCCUUAG